AUGACCAAUGCCUAUGCUCUGCUAUGGAACUCAACCCGAGACGCUCUACAUAACAAAACUCUCAAACCUUUAUUGAAUGCCUUCAACCAAAUUCCUGGGAGUGAAAGUGAAAAGAAAUGUACCCUGGAUCAAGCUUUCAGAGUUGUUGUAGAAGAGGAAAUUAUAAACAAGGCUGUAUGUGAAAAUCUCUUGGCCAUCAUUUCUCUUUCUAUCAAUGGAGUCACAGAAGGUAUAUGCACAGCUUCAACUCCUUUUGUGCUCCUGGGAGAUGUUCUGGAUUGCCUUCCUUUGGAUCAGUGUGACAAAAUCUUCACUUUUGUGGAGAAAAAUGUUACCACAUGGAAGUCAAGUACAUUUUAUUCAGCUGGAAAGAAUUACUUGCUACGAAUGUGCAAUGGUGAGUAUGGGUUCUCCACCGAGACAGAGAGUGAGCAAAAAAGCUACAACACAGAUCUUCUAAGAAGAUUAUCCAAAUCACAGAACACAGUCUUCUGUGGAAGAAUACAGCUGUUCCUGGCUAGGUUGUUUCCUCUUUCAGAGAAGUCAGGGCUUAAUUUACAAAGUCAGUUUAAUCUGGAGAAUGUCACAGUUUUCAAUACCAAUGAACAGGAGAGCACUCUGGGACAGAAACACACGGAGGAGAAAGAGGAAGGACUGGAAGUCGAAGAAGGUGAAAUGGGUGAUGAUGAAGCUCCUACAAGUUGUUCCAUUCCAAUAGAUUACAACCUGUAUAGAAAAUUCUGGUCACUUCAAGAUUACUUUAGGAAUCCAGUGCAGUGCUAUGAGAAGGUCUCAUGGAAAACUUUUCUUAAGUAUUCAGAAGAAGUUUUGGCUGUUUUUAAAAGCUACAAGUUGGAUGACACACAGGCCUCACGGAAGAAGCUAGAAGAGCUGAAAACAGGAGGGGAGCAUGUGUACUUUGCGAAGUUCCUAACUAGUGAAAAGCUCAUGGAUUUGCAGCUGAGUGACAGUAACUUCCGCCGUCACAUCCUGUUGCAGUAUCUGAUAUUAUUUCAGUAUCUAAAAGGACAGGUCAAAUUUAAAAGUUCAAACUAUGUUCUAACUGAUGAACAAUCCCUCUGGAUUGAAGAUACUACAAAAGCAGUUUACCAGCUUCUUUCAGAAAACCCUCCAGAUGGGGAAAGGUUCUCAAAAAUGGUAGAGCAUAUACUAAACACUGAAGAAAACUGGAACUCGUGGAAAAAUGAAGGCUGCCCAAGCUUUGUGAAAGAGAGACCACCAGAUUUGAAGCCGAUAAGACCUGUGAGAAAGAGACCAGCCCCAGAGGAUUUCCUAGGAAGAGGACCAAACAAAAAAAUUUUGAUGGGGAAUGAGGAGCUCACGCGGCUUUGGAAUUUGUGUCCUGACAACAUGGAAGCUUGUAAAUCUGACAGUAGGGAGUACAUGCCAACGCUGGAGGAGUUCUUUGAAGAAGCUAUUGAGCAGGCAGAUCCUGAAAACAUGGUUGAAAAUGCGUACAAAGCUGUAAACAAUUCUAACUAUGGAUGGAGAGCAUUAAGGUUACUGGCACGCAGAAGUCCCCACUUCUUCCAGCCGACAAAUCAACAGUUUAAGAGUUUACCAGAAUACCUAGAAAACAUGGUAAUCAAAUUGGCCAAGGAACUGCCGCCUCCUUCUGAAGAAAUAAAAACAGGCGAGGAUGAAGAUGAGGAAGAUAAUGAUGCUUUAUUAAAGGAAAACAAUGAAAGUCCAGAAGUCCAACGGGACAAACCUAUGACAGGGGAACAAAUUGAGUCAUUUGCUAACAAGCUGGGAGAGCAGUGGAAGGUGCUUGCUCCGUACCUGGAAAUGAAGGACCGUGAUAUAAGACAGAUUGAGUCAGACAGUGAAGAUGUGAAGAUGAGAGCAAAGCAACUGCUGGUUGCCUGGCAGGAUCAAGAGGGGGCACAUGCCAUACCCGAGAACCUGAUCACUGCACUGAACAAAGCUGGAUUAAAUGACCUUGCUGAAAGCCUAACAAAUGAUACUGAAAACAAUAGUUAACUUCUCUCAGAGCAAAAAAAAAUUUGUUGAAAUAAUUGUGACUAUUGUUGCUACGGGAGAUUCAAUAGGUCUCUUCUGUUUAGUAAACAAUAAAACCUUUAUAUAACA
Messenger RNA from Alligator sinensis (Chinese alligator), 2112 nucleotides. RefSeq names its product THO complex 1 (gene THOC1). The record is from RefSeq and is a predicted model, not a curated record. Gene Ontology annotation, molecular function: protein binding. NCBI's taxonomy places the organism in Eukaryota, Metazoa, Chordata, Crocodylia, Alligatoridae. Gene Ontology annotation, biological process: mRNA export from nucleus; regulation of DNA-templated transcription elongation; signal transduction. Bases 1 to 2004 code for a protein of 667 amino acids. The transcript has 21 exons. Gene Ontology annotation, cellular component: THO complex part of transcription export complex.